Onychomys torridus (southern grasshopper mouse) is the source of this 2120-nucleotide messenger RNA. RefSeq names its product Fanconi anemia group M protein homolog. Gene Ontology annotation, molecular function: ATP binding; four-way junction DNA binding; four-way junction helicase activity. The record is from RefSeq and is a predicted model, not a curated record. Lineage: Eukaryota; Metazoa; Chordata; Mammalia; Rodentia; Cricetidae. Gene Ontology annotation, biological process: double-strand break repair via synthesis-dependent strand annealing; interstrand cross-link repair; replication fork reversal.
CGAGGCGGCGGCUUUUUCAACCCGACGGGCUGCAGCCAGUCCCGCCCCCGGGUUCCACCGUGACGCGGGCCGGAGACUGAUGGGCGUCCGAGCCGCGGCGGUUGCGCUGCCAGGCGGGCGGCGGCCUCAGCGGAGCCCCGCUGCGGGUGGGCACCAUGAGUGGACGGCAGAGAACGCUCUUCCAGACGUGGGGCCCGAGCCUCGUGCGAGGCGCCGGCGCUCCGGGCUGCAGCCAGGCGCGCUCGCCCGCGGUGGCGGAGGCGCUGCAGGAAGAGGACGACGACGAGGUGCUGCUAGUGGCGGCGUACGAGGCCGAGCGGCAGCUGGAUCCCGAGGACGGCGGCUUCUGCACGGCUGCCGGCGCCCUGUGGAUUUACCCCACCAAUUGCCCGGUGCGCGACUACCAGCUGCAGAUCUCCCGGACCGCGCUGUUCUGCAACACCCUGGUGUGCCUGCCCACCGGGCUGGGGAAGACCUUUAUUGCUGCCGUGGUCAUGUAUAAUUUCUACCGCUGGUUCCCUUCCGGCAAGGUAGUUUUCAUGGCACCCACGAAACCCCUGGUGACACAGCAGAUGGAGGCCUGCUUCCACGUGAUGGGUAUCCCGCAGUCUCACAUGGCUGAAAUGACAGGUUCAACUCAAGCUGUCAACAGGAAGGAGAUCUGGUGCAGCAAGAGGGUCCUCUUUCUUACACCUCAGGUCAUGGUGAAUGACCUAACCAGAGGAGCUUGUCCUGCUGCCCAUAUAAAAUGUCUUGUGGUUGAUGAAGCUCACAAGGCUCUUGGGAACUACGCUUACUGCCAGGUUGUAAGGGAACUGGUCAAAUACACAAAUCACUUUCGAGUCUUGGCCCUUAGUGCUACGCCAGGUAGUGAUAUCAAGGCUGUGCAACAGGUGGUUACCAACCUACUAAUUGGGAAGAUAGAGCUUCGUUCUGAAGAUUCUCCAGAUAUUUUGCCUUAUUCUCACGAAAGACGAGUUGAGAAGCUCGUUGUCCCCCUUGGGGAAGAACUUAGAGCCAUCCAAAAGGCAUACAUCCAGAUUUUGGAAACAUUUGCAAGUUCUUUGAUUCAGAGAAAUGUUUUGAUGAAAAGAGACAUCCCCAAUCUAACAAAAUACCAGAUAAUUCUGGCAAGAGAUCAAUUUAGGAAGAACCCAUCCCCAAAUAUUGUGGGAAUUCACCAAGGCAUAAUUGAGGGUGAGUUUGCCCUCUGUAUUAGUUUAUAUCAUGGAUUUGAGUUAUUGCAGCAAAUGGGAAUGCGAUCAUUAUAUUUCUUCCUUUCUGGAAUCAUGGAUGGAACUAAAGGAAUGGCACGGGUGAAGACUGAGCUCGGCCGGAAUGAGGACUUCAUGGAGCUCUACAGUCACCUGGAGCGUGUGUUUGGCCAAGUGCGAGAUCCUUCAGCCAGCGGCGCUUCGGCCUCGCAGAAAGGAAAUAAAGAGAAGAAAUUUUUCUAUAGUCAUCCAAAGUUAAAGAAACUGGAAGAAGUUAUAAUUGAACACUUCAGGUCAUGGAAUGCUAAAAACACCACGGAAAAGAAAAGCCAUGAGACCAGAGUUAUGGUCUUCUCCUCGUUCCGAGAUAGUGUGGAAGAGAUUGCAGAAAUGCUUUUACAGCACCAGCCAGUGAUUAGAGUGGUGACAUUUGUCGGCCACGCUUCGGGGAAAAACACAAAGUUUUACCAGAAGGAGCAACUAGAGGUGGUGAGGCAGUUCCGGGAUGGCGGCUAUAACACACUGGUUUCCACCUGCGUUGGUGAAGAAGGUUUGGAUAUAGGGGAAGUCGAUCUUAUAAUAUGCUUUGACGCCCAGAAGAGCCCAAUUCGCCUCAUCCAGCGCAUGGGCAGAACUGGCCGCCGACGGCAAGGCAGGAUUGUUGUUAUCCUCGCAGAGGGCCGGGAAGAGCGGACAUAUAAUCAGAGCCAGUCCAUCAAAAGAAAUAUUUAUAAAGCUAUUUCAGGUAACAGACAAUUGCUUCACCUUUACCAAGGAAGUCCACGAAUGGUCCCUGAUAAAAUCAAUCCCGAAUUACACAAGAUGUCCAUCACGCCGGGUGUCUAUGAACCAGAGAAGUCCCGGAAUGUGCAUCGAAAGUCUGUUUCCUGGAGAGGUGGUAAAUAA